Molecule: messenger RNA, 2536 nt
Organism: Pimephales promelas (fathead minnow)
Lineage: Eukaryota; Metazoa; Chordata; Actinopteri; Cypriniformes; Leuciscidae
Source: RefSeq, a predicted model, not a curated record
AUAAUGAGGGCCAGAAUGACUUCUCUUCCUCUGAUCUUUCUGCUCAUGAUUCGCGGGGUUUCUAGUGCUGAUUGGGGUGUGAGUUACAGUCCGACACACAUCUGUGCACUAAAGGACUCAACAGUGAUAAUGAACUGCACUUAUACAUACCCUACUGGAUAUAAGAUCGAGAAAGUGUUCUGGACCAAAGGCCCUGGAUCGGGUGUUGAGCUUCCAGAUCUGUCUAAUGACCCUGAAUACAGUCAGAGGCUUCAGUAUCUGGGAGAUAAACAGCAGGACUGCACCGUCAGACUGAGUCAUGUGACACUGAAGGAUUCACGCAAGUACUAUUUCAGAUUCAUCACUGAUAAACCUGAUGGAACAUGGACUGGUGCUCCAGGAGUGACUCUUACUGUCACAGAUCUUCAGGUGGAGUCUCCUGAGAGAGUGACAGAGGGAGAUUCAGUCAGUCUGACAUGUAAAAGCAGCUGCGCUCUGACUGACAGAGCAACAUUCAUCUGGUACAGAAACUCACUGAAGAUAUUAACUGAGAGUAAAUUCAGGAACACACUCAUCCUCAAUCCAGUCAGAAGAGAGGAUUCAGGCAGAUAUAGCUGUGCUGUAGACGGACACACACACGUCUCUCCUGAUGUUCACCUCAAUGUCAUGUAUCCUCCCAGGAGCGUCUCAGUGUCCAUCAGUCCAUCUGGUGUAAUAGUGGAGGGAGAUUCAGUGACUCUGAAGUGCAUCAGUGACUCAAACCCUCCUGCUCUGAUCUUCAGCUGGUUUAAAGGAGGAACGAUUGUAGAAUUUGGAAGAAUCUUCAUCAUCUCAAAGAUCAGAUCUGAUGACAGUGGAGAAUACAAGUGCAGUUCAUUCAAUAGACAUGGAGAGAAAUACUCUGAUACUGUGACUUUAAACGUCAUGUAUUCUCCCAGGAGCGUCUCAGUGUCCAUCAGUCCAUCUGGUGUAAUAGUGGAGGGAGAUUCAGUGACUCUGAAGUGCAUCAGUGACUCAAACCCUCCUGCAGAAAUCCACUGGUUUAAAGGAGGAACGAUUGUAGGAUCUGGAAGAAUCUUCAACAUCUCAAAGAUCAGAUCUGAUGACAGUGGAGAAUACAAGUGCAAGUCCUUCAAUAAACAUGGAGAGAAAAACUCUGAUACUGUGACUUUAAAUGUCAUGUAUCCUCCAAAGAGCGUCUCAGUGUCCAUCAGUCCAUCUGGUGUAAUAGUGGAGGGAGAUUCAGUGACUCUGAAGUGCAUCAGUGACUCAAACCCUCCUGCAGGAAUCCGCUGGUUUAAAGGAGGAACGAUUGUAGGAUCUGGAAGAAUCUUCAGCAUCUCAAAGAUCAGAUCUGAUGACAGUGGAGAAUACAAGUGCAAGUCCAUCAAUAAACAUGGAGAGAAAUACUCUGAUACUGUGACUUUAAACGUCAUGUAUCCUCCAAAGAGCGUCUCAGUGUCCAUCAGUCCAUCUGGUGUAAUAGUGGAGGAAGAUUCAGUGACUCUGAACUGCAUCAGUGACUCAAAUCCUCCUGCUCUGAACUUCAGCUGGUUUAAAGGAGGAACGAUUGUAGGAUCUGCAAGAAUCUUCAACAUCUCAAAGAUCAGAUCUGAUGACAGUGGAGAAUACAAGUGCAAGUCCAUCAAUGAACAUGGAGAGAAAUACUCUGAUACUGUGACUUUAAACGUCAUGUAUCCUCCAAAGAGCGUCUCGGUGUCCAUCAUCAGUCCAUCUGGUGUAAUAGUGGAGGGAGAUUCAGUGACUCUGAACUGCAUCAGUGACUCAAACCCUCCUGCAGGAAUCCGCUGGUUUAAAGGAGGAACGAUUGUAGGAUCUGGAAGAAUCUUCAACAUCUCAAAGAUCAGAUCUGAUGACAGUGAAAAAUACAAGUGCAGGUCCUUCAAUAAACAUGGAGAGAAAUACUCUGAUACUGUGACUUUAAACAUAAUGUAUCCUCCCAGGAACGUCUCAGUGUCCAUCAUUCAGUCUGGUCAGAUCUGGGCAGGAGAUUCAGUGACUCUGAAGUGCAUCAGUGACUCAAACCCUCCUGCUGUGAACUUCAGCUGGUUUAAGGAGAAUGAAAGCUCAGCUGUUGGAUCUGGACAGAGUUUCAGUGCACUACAGAGUGGACGCUUCUACUGUCAGGCUCACAAUCAACAUGGAUCUCAGAGAUCAGACGCUGUAACUGUCACAGUUCAUCAUGUUGCUGGUAGGAAUGUGAUUGUGAUCACAGCGACAUCUGGAGGAGUAUUCAUCAUCAUCAUCAUCAUCUUCAUCAUCCUGUUAAUUACGAGAAAAAUAAUUAACAGACAAUCUGCAGUACACAAAAGUGAGGACGAUGAUCCAGGCUCAUAUGCAGCUCUUGACCUCAAGACCAGAUCAUCUGACGUCUACGACACACUCGCAACUGUCCAUCCCAGACCUGAUGUUCAUCAGUCAGACUCUUCUGAAUAAGCCAGAAAUCCUCAGGUCUUCUCCAUAUCACCAUGGAAGUAAAAUAAUGUCAAAUGUUUUUGAAACAUAAAGGAUGUUGAAUUGCACCAAUUGAAAAAAA